Messenger RNA from Penicillium subrubescens, 297 nucleotides. RefSeq lists its product as uncharacterized. The record is from RefSeq and is a predicted model, not a curated record. NCBI's taxonomy places the organism in Eukaryota, Fungi, Ascomycota, Eurotiomycetes, Eurotiales, Aspergillaceae. Bases 1 to 297 code for a protein of 98 amino acids. The transcript has a single exon.
AUGGCCAAAGCCCGUAGCGUCGUCCAUCGAUCCCGCCAGAAGACCAAUGAGCAGAGACAAUUCUCCGCCGUCAUCACUGUCAAAGCCAUGAAGGAUCAAGGUACAAGGAUAUGGCUGGGGUGGAGGUGGUCCCCGCGCACCGCUAGCACCGCUAACGACCAAGCCACCACACCACCUCCUGUCAUCAGUCUGGGGAGAAUUGACAUCGCAAGGGGAAUUCAGGUGUUGGUGGUUCAUGCGCCCGGCCUCGGAUUCACGCGCUCCACGUAUUCGCCAUAUAUAGAAAAUUUUGUGUAG